ACGUUUGCCCAAACCGCCAUAUUGAUUGUGAGUGUUUGGAGCUGGAUGCGGUGAAAAUGUUUGUUGUGGAACUUUGUACGCAUUUUCUGAUGAACUAAGCAAACGGGGGAAACUCUGAUAGUGAAUAUUUGAUCUUCAAACUUAAAACGUGUUGUUCCUUUUGGUGGUGAGGAUGUAUCGGCGUGGCGCAAACAAGAAGGAGCGCAGCAAACCUACGAAGGAGGAGAGCGACAGCAAUAAAUACGCCGAUCUCCUGGUUUUCGGCUAUGCCUGCAAGCUGUUCCGGGAGGACGAGAGGGCCGCCUACCAUGAACAGGGCAAACAUCUUAUCCCAUGGAUGGGGGACAAGAACGUCAUGAUCGAUAGGUAUGAUGGGCGUGGUCAUUUGCACGACCUGUCGGAGUAUGACGCCGGGUCCUGGAACCGCGACUACCAGCUGUCGGGGGAGGAGGCGAGAAUCGAGGCGCUCUGUGACGAGGAGCGAUACCUGGCCCUUCACACAGACCUUCUGGAGGAAGAGGCCAGGCAAGAGGAGGAGUACAAGCGCCUGAGUGAGGCCUUGGCGGACGAAGGAACCUACAACGCCGUGGCCUUCCGCUACAGCGCAGACUACUACGACCCCUCCCAGCCCACCGAGGAGGAAGAGGGCAAGGAAACCGUGGAAGACCCUGAGCCCCCGGACGCCGAGGAGCCCUUUGUGGCCCCCCCUGGCCUGGUCGUUCCCCCCGAUGUGGAACUGCCCGCCACCACGAAGACGCACGCCAUCAUCGAGAGGACGGCCAACUUUGUGUGCAAGCAGGGGGCGCAGUUCGAGAUCGUGCUGAAGGCCAAGCAGGCCAGGAACUCCCAGUUUGACUUCCUGCGCUUCGACCACUACCUGAACCCCUACUACAGGCACAUCCUGCGCACCAUGAAGGAGGGCCGCUACACACCCGUGGCCGAGAGCAAGCAGGAGGCGCAGGAAGACUCCCGGUCGGAUGAUUCGGACGAUGAUGACGGCGACGGACACUACCUGCACCCCAGCCUGUUUGCCUCCAAGAAGAGUUCCCAGCUUCAGGAGAUUAUAAAGCCGCUGCAGGUCAUGGACCCAGACCAUCCGCUGGCUGAGCUGGUGCGGAGAGCCCGGCAGGAGAGGAACGGCGCGGCUGCCAUGGCGACUGAGCAGGCGGAAGCGAGCGCAGAGGUGGCUGCGGCAGCGGUGGCUCUUGCUCAGCCGGACUACAGCGCAGACCCCAAUGUCGGUGCAAUGUAUUAUGGGUACUGCCUGCUCCCGGACGGGACCUACUGCCUGGCCCCGCCGCCCCCGGGGAUCGACGCCACCGCGUACUACGGCUCCCUGCCCGUGGGGGCCCCGCCCCCUCCCUCCUUAUCGGCCGCGCCCCCUCCCCCCGGGACCACGCCCCCGCCGCCCUGCGACCCCGUCGUCUCCGCCCCUGCGCCGGCCCCCGCGCCUGCCCCCGCCCCCGCGCCGGCCCCCGCCCCCAGCCAGGUCUCCGUGCCUGCUCCGGCCGCCACCACGGCGCCCAGAGCUCCUGUAACCGCCAUCAUCCCCCCGCCCCCGGACAUCCAGCCCGUCAUAGACAAGCUGGCGGAGUACGUGGCCAGGAACGGCGUCAAGUUUGAGUCCAGCGUCCGCAGCAAGAGUGACGCGCGGUUUGAGUUCCUGCAGUCCUGGCAUCAGUAUAACGCCUACUAUGCAUUUAAGAAGCACUACUUCAUGCAGAAAGAAGGGAUAAGCCCUCAGGAGUGUGAAUCUCCUCCGGACAGCCAGGGGGCGCCAGCGAGCACCGCUGCCGAAGGUCCGGGCUCGGAGAGCGAAGGCCUCGCGUUGGACAGGGUAGCUAGCCCCUCCCCGAGCAAAGAGGCCAACGAGGGCAAACUCAUCAAGGCGUCCUUCGCUCCGAUCUGCUUCGCCAUCCGGGUGAAGGAGAACGACCUGCUCCCCCUGGAGAAGAACCGCGUGCGUCUGGACGACGACUCGGACGAGGACCCGGACAAGGAGGCGCGGCCAGAGGGGGGUGCGGCGGCCGGUGCCGCGGUUAAAGAGGUCCCCCCCGCCCCCCCGCCCGAGGAGAAGAGGCCCGUGCUCACGCUGGAGGAACUCGAGGCCAAGCAAGCCAAGCAGAAGCUGGAGGACCGGCUGGCCGCAGCAGCCCGGGAGAAGUUGGCUCAGGCCUCCAAGGAGUCCAAGGAGAAGCAGCUCCAGGCCGAAAGGAAGCGCAAGGCGGCCCUGUUCCUGCAGACGCUCCGAGGGCCCGUCACAGGGGAGCCCGAAAGCAGGAGGCCCGAGCCGGGCCCAGCCCCGCCCGAGCCUCUCCCGAUGUGUGGCGCCAGGAGCGGGAAAAGGAGCAAGGAAAAGAAAAAAGAGCAACCUGAGGCGAUCAUCCUGCCCGCGGGCCCCACGCCAGCGGCCCCCAGAAUCCCGCCGCCCGCCCUGGACCCCCGGCCGGCAGAGACCAGCGGCGCCAAAUCCAGGGACCCCGCUUCCCUGCCGCCCCCCUUCCUGCCUCCUUCGUCAUCCUCCUCUACCUCCCACGGGCACGACCGCGAGCGGGAGCGGGAGAAGAAGAAGAAGAAGCGCAAGAAGAGGUCCCGCUCGCGGUCCCGCUCGCCGUCGCGGUCCAAAACCAAGCACGCGCUCCCCAGCGCCUACCGAACGGUCAGGAAGUCCAGGUCUCGCUCGCCCGGCCGCAGGGAGAGAGAGAGGGCCACGCACUCGGCCGAGAGCAGGCGCGAGGAGCGGGAGAGGGAGCGGUACGUCCCCAGCGCCUAUCGCCGCGGCAACAGCCCCGGCUUCAGCAAGAAGCGCUCCAGGUCAAGAUCCCCCCAUGAGAAGAGGAAGAGGAGCUCCAAGUCGCAGAUGAAGAAUAAGGCCUCUUCCUGUUCCCCGUCCUCCUCUCCAGGCCGAGCAGGAAGCAGGAAGCACUCAGCUAGCCUAUCGCCUUCCGGCAGCCCCGCCUCCAGCCUGGGGAGGUCCAGGGGGGGCUCUCUGGAGAAGGACAAGCAGGUGUCGUCGGCCAUCGUGUCUUCGGUGCAGGCUAAAAUCACUCAGGACCUGAUGGCCAAAGUCAGGGCCAUGCUGGCCGCCUCAAAGGAAAUGCGGAGCGGCCCCUCCUGAAAGUGGGCGGGGCCAACCACAGCCGUGGAGAGGGGCGGGAUCCAAUCGCAUCUGCUCGCCAGGACAGCGGAAUCUUCCGGCCAAAGCGAGAAACGCAGCAUUCUGCCUGCCGUGCACACAGGCUCCGGGAGCUUUCAGUUCCGUUUUCCCUUUGGUUUCCUUUUCUUCGUUUGCUUUUUUAAGUCCCUACAUGAUGUUUAGUGGAUGCUAAAAUUCUCCUGUUGUCCGCCAAAAAUGGAACUGGAAAAGGACAGCUGGUUGUUGAAGUUUCGGUCUAAAGCAGAAUCAUGUCAGUCUAAAGCUCAGUCUAAAACAUUGUAUUAAAACGACCGUUGGAUAUUACCAGGGCCCCCAACUGCCAACAUUUAAAUUCAUUUGAAGAACAAAAAACAUUUCGCAAAAUGUCCUCCAAAUAUAGCCUCUUUCCUUUGUACACAGAGUUGCAUGUUGCGUUUAAAAGAGGCAGAGCUGUAUCCUUCCGUGAAGGUUCUCUUUUCUUUUGGGAUUGGGCCCGGCCGAGCCCAUCCCUUUUUCCUCUCUUUUUUUCGGCCGUGUGGCCUUCCCUCUCAUUUGUACAGAGCUUAGCGUCAAACUGCUUUGUAAAACAUUGUUUGUCAAUAAAUUUCAAUAAUAAUUAAAA
Messenger RNA from Conger conger (European conger), 3758 nucleotides. RefSeq names its product splicing factor SWAP (gene sfswap). Gene Ontology annotation, biological process: RNA processing; mRNA 5'-splice site recognition. Gene Ontology annotation, molecular function: RNA binding. The record is from RefSeq and is a predicted model, not a curated record. Bases 173 to 3118 code for a protein of 981 amino acids. The transcript is spliced from 19 exons. NCBI's taxonomy places the organism in Eukaryota, Metazoa, Chordata, Actinopteri, Anguilliformes, Congridae.